Messenger RNA from Lycium ferocissimum, 1609 nucleotides. Its product is annotated as 3-hydroxyisobutyryl-CoA hydrolase-like protein 1, mitochondrial. The record is from RefSeq and is a predicted model, not a curated record. The transcript is spliced from 14 exons. Gene Ontology annotation, molecular function: 3-hydroxyisobutyryl-CoA hydrolase activity. The coding region runs from base 185 to 1402 and encodes 405 amino acids. Lineage: Eukaryota; Viridiplantae; Streptophyta; Magnoliopsida; Solanales; Solanaceae. Gene Ontology annotation, biological process: L-valine catabolic process.
UGUAGGAAAAUGAUGGGAGUAGAGAAGUAAAGAAUUCUUGGAGUUUGCCUCUUAUAAAAAUGUGAGCCUUUGUGUCAAAAGAAAUCUGUGAUUCUAAUUUCCAGCUAUUCUUUUUGUAUAAGAAAAGAAGAUAAAGAUUACUACAACUUUACCAAUAUAAAGAAAUACUACUAUUGAUAGAAAUAUGCAGAGCUUCAAAUCAGCAUCUAUUUUGAGGCGUUUUCUGCAGAAUUCCCGUUUUGUUUCCCAGUCUAGAGGAUUUUGCAGUGUCAAUAGCAAUGCCCUUGUUGAUGAACCCGAAAAUACAGUGCUAGUGGAGGGGAAAGCUUUCUCAAGAACAGCAAUUCUUAACAGACCCCAUGUGUUAAAUGCCCUCAAUCAUUCAAUUGGGACAAGGUUGCUGAAGCUGUACAAGAAUUGGGAAGAUGAUCCUGAUAUUGGGUUCCUGGUAUUGAAGGGAAGUGACAGGGCAUUUUGUGCUGGUGGUGACAUUGUCACUCUUUAUAAUUUCUUAAAACAAGGGAAUCGUCAAGAUUGUAAAGACUUCUGUUGGACACUUUAUAACUUUAUAUACGUUCUUGGUACAUACUUGAAGCCACAUGUCGCUCUUUUGAAUGGAAUUACCAUGGGCGGUGGUGCUGGCAUCUCAAUUCCUGGAACAUUCCGUGUUGCAACUGAGAAAACUGUUUUUGCCACACCAGAAACAUUGAUUGGUUACCAUCCUGAUGCCGGGGCGUCAUUUUAUCUUUCACGCCUCCCUGGUUAUUUGGGAGAGUACCUGGCCCUAACUGGAGAUAAGAUCAGUGGAGCAGAAAUGAUUACUUGUGGGCUUGCUACACACUACUCACACAGUGCAAAGCUUCCCUUAAUUGAGGAACAACUUGGAAUGUUGAUGACUGAUGAUCCCUCAGUGAUUGAAAGAUCUCUUGAAAAUUGUGGAGAGAUUGUCCAUCCAGAUCCAGCAAGUGUACUUCACAGGAUUGAAACUCUUGAUAAAUGUUUCGGCCAUGACACAGUCGAAGAAAUUAUUGAUGCUUUGGAGAGUGAGGCAGCCAAGAAGCAAGAUGCAUGGUGUGUUGCAACAUUGAGAAAACUACAACAAACAUCCCCACUGAGCUUGAAGGUUUCACUGAGAUCUAUACGUGAAGGUAGACAUCAGACUCUUGACCAGUGCCUCAUUCGUGAGUAUCGAAUGUCAGUACAAGCUAUCUCUGGACAAAUAACUAAUGACUUCUGUGAGGGGGUUCGUGCACGGCUUGUGGAUAGAGAUCUUGCACCUAAGUGGGAUCCUCCAAGCUUGGAAAAGGUAACAGAUGACAUGGUAGAUCAGUACUUCUCUCGGUUAACAGCAUUUGAACCUGAACUGGAGCUACCUACGCAGCAGCGUGAAGCGUUUACAUAAUUUUUGGGUAGGGCAACUUACUCUACUUUGAAGCUAACAGAAGAAAAUAGAAAAAGGAGAGAGAAAAUAUGUGAAUAUCAUUUAUCUUUCUUUACAUACAGAAUAAAUAUUGAGCAGUUCGGUCUUGAUAUUGUUGCAUUUGCAAAUCUGAUCUUUCUUAUAGUGAAACUGACAAGGAGAUGCCUUGCCAAUCGCACUUUUCAUACA